AUGGCUGGACACAGGCCCCUAAAUUUCUACCCCCUUGCAGGCAGUGGUGGAGGCGGCCCCAGAGGGCCGGUGCCCAUUCGGGCUGACACUCAGACCUGGUUGAGCGCUCAGGCGGCCACUAGCAGGUCCUUUCGGGGGCCGGGCGGGGUCUACUCAGGCCCUGAAGUGUGGGGUUCCCCCCGGGUCCCCAGCCAUACGAAUUCCGGGGCGGGGUGUGGGCCCUGCAGGCCCUGGCUCGGAGCUGGCGAGGCAGGGGGCUGGCUCCGGAGCCCGUCCGAGGGCGCCUCCCUCGGGUCCUACAUCGUCCUGCGGUGCAUCCCGAAGUCAGCGCCGCCGGAGGACGUCUCGGCCAUAGAGAAAGAGCUGGCCAGGGAGCUGAGGCAGAAGAGGAUGACCCUGGGGCACUCGCAGGCCGAUGUGGGGUUCGCCGUGGGGGCUCGGUUUGGGAAGGUGCUCAGCCAGAUGACCAAAUGCCGCUUCGAAGCCCAGCAGCUCAGCCUCGCCAACAUGUGGAAGCUGCAUCCGCUGCUGAAAGGGUGGCUGGAGGAGGUGGAUGCGGAGAGCCUUCUGAGCAUAGGCAAAAUGGAGACGGUCCUGCAGCAGGCUCAGAAGCGGAGACGGGCAAGGAGGGAGAGGCGAAUCGGCAAUUCCCUGCAGCGCCCGAGACCCACACCCCAGCAAACUAGCCGCAUCUCUGGGCGCCUCCGGCUGCAGAGGGAAUUGGCCCAGACUUGGUUCUAUAACCGGAGCAGGAUGGGCUGUUGGCCAAGCAAUGAUGCCUCCCCACGGGAGGAGGUGGGCGCAACCGGGCCUCCUUCCCUGGGGGUACCAGUGUGCUUUCCCCUGGCACCAGGGCUCCACUUUGAUUUUGCCCGUUAUGGGGGACCCUACUUUACACUCCUGUGCUCUUCUGCCCGUUUGUCUACUGGGGGAGCCUUUCUCUCUGCCCCAGUCACCACUCUGAGCCUGGGGAGGCAGUUAGAGGAACCUGCCCUUCCAGGGAAAGACAGAGAGGGGAGAAGGGAGGGAAAGCUGGGAAAUGUCCCUGGGGUUCCUUUCAGGGAUCCACUGUCUAAAGAAAAAGUUAAGAAUACGUAG
Messenger RNA from Cynocephalus volans (Philippine flying lemur), 1098 nucleotides. RefSeq names its product POU domain class 5, transcription factor 2 (gene POU5F2). The record is from RefSeq and is a predicted model, not a curated record. NCBI's taxonomy places the organism in Eukaryota, Metazoa, Chordata, Mammalia, Dermoptera, Cynocephalidae. Gene Ontology annotation, biological process: regulation of transcription by RNA polymerase II. Gene Ontology annotation, molecular function: DNA-binding transcription factor activity, RNA polymerase II-specific; RNA polymerase II cis-regulatory region sequence-specific DNA binding.